AUGUUAGCUGAGACCGAGAGAAGGGCAGGAUGUGGUGUAUUCUGGGGUAGAGACGACCCUAGAAACGUCAUAGAGAGACUGUGGGGCUCCCAAACUAACCAGAGAGCUGAACUGUGGGCUAUUGUACGAGCCGUGCAGACCGCGCUGCAGUCAGACUACGAGGCUCUGGAGAUCAGGACUGACUCUCAGUAUGUUAUCAGUGGACCAAUGUCCUCACGACACAGUGAAUCAGCGACGGCGUCAAUAGCUCACUCCAAAUCAAGUCAUGGUCCAGCCCCUGAACCAGAACCGAGCAUUGUCACCAAAAAACGGAAACGAAACACCGAACCCAGCGACGAUUCUGAUAGCUGCAUCACCAGUUUCCUCAAGCGAGUCCCAGAAGUUGAGAGAAACUUUGAUAUUAUAGAUGUUUUGGGAGACGGAACGUUUAGUUAUGUGUUUCAUGGCAAGCCUAAAAAUAUCGCUUCGGAAGCAUCAUUUGCUUUGAAGUACAUCAUUCCAACAUCGGCUUCUUGGAGGAUCACAAAUGAGAUCAGGUACUUGAAGAGACUGGGAGGGAAGCACCACGUGUGCGAUAUAAAGUGCAUCAUCCGGCACCAGGAUAAUGUGGUGCUGGUUCUGCCCUACUUUAAAGCCACCAAGUUUCUGAAAGUCGUUCAGGAUUCAAACCAGUGGGAAAUACAAAAAUAUUUGAAAGCUUUGUUUGAAGCUUUGGCCCAUGUUCACAGAUUCAACGUUAUUCACAGAGACAUCAAGCCUAGUAAUUUUCUGUAUGAUAGAGAGAAAGGGGAGUUUCUUCUGGUGGAUUUCGGGCUGGCCGAGGACAUGGUAGUUGAAGAUAAGGAAAAUAAACAAAAUACCAAACGGAAGCACGAUCACAAUGUUAAGAAUGAAUUGACAAACUUUGACAGGAACCAACGAUCACAGAGACCCAACAUUCUGAGAGACAGGAGUCCCAGAGUGCAGGAAAAGAAGAAGAGUUUCUUCAGCAUGUCCAAGAACUCCUCCAAAAACUCAAGCAGUAAAACCUCCAAAUCAUCAAGUUCCAAAUCGUCCAAACGAGAAUGUGCCCAUGCAGGUAAUGAGAUCUGUAACACCUGUCUGUUAAAACCAGGCCAGGAAGCAUCCCGUGCGGGUACACCAGGCUUCAGAUCCCCGGAAAUGCUAAUGAAACACCCCCAACAGACAACUGCUGUGGAUAUCUGGGCAGCUGGUGUCAUAUUCCUUAGUCUCCUGAGUAUGAGAUACCCCUUCUUUAAAGCUGCUGACGAUCUGACCUCGCUAUGUCAGAUUAUCACCCUGCUGGGUAGCGACAUGAUAAUUGCGGCUGCUAAGAGCAUUGGCAAGCAGGUGACCCUGUCCAAGUCGGUGACUGGGUGGGAGCUUAAGAAGAUGUGUACGAGACUAAGGGAGAGUAGUCACAUCUCUAGGUGUGAGAGGUGUGAUGCGAACAAUGUGGAGGAAGACCGGAGUAAGGCGUGCGCUUUGCAGCCUUUUGAAGAUUCUGCAUUUGAUCUUCUCUCACGCUGCCUUGAUCCUAACCCCAACUCAAGAAUAACUGCUGAACAAGUUUUGAAGCAUGAAUUUUUCUCUUGUAAUCACCCGCCCCCUCUGCACAGACCGAAAUGGCUCUGA
Molecule: messenger RNA, 1635 nt
Organism: Bolinopsis microptera
Lineage: Eukaryota; Metazoa; Ctenophora; Tentaculata; Lobata; Bolinopsidae
Product: cell division cycle 7-related protein kinase-like
Exons: 2
Coding region: 1-1635 (544 amino acids)
Biological process (GO): mitotic DNA damage checkpoint signaling; protein phosphorylation
Cellular component (GO): nucleus
Molecular function (GO): RNA-DNA hybrid ribonuclease activity; protein serine/threonine kinase activity; nucleic acid binding
Source: RefSeq, a predicted model, not a curated record